AUGGAAAUGCUGCGUCAGCAAAGUUUGGCGAUGCAACAGAACCAACAGAUGUGUGCGGCGAUGCUUCGCUGUAUGGAUUUGGAAGAGAAGCGACGAAAUGAGGCUGAUGAGAAGGCAGCAGAGACUGCUCGGAUUGCAGCUGAGGCUGCAUUGAAGGCCAAGACUGUGGACCCGUUUGUCCCAGCACCUCCUUCGUCUUCCUCUGCAGCACCCACUGUUACCGCGUCUUACACUCAGAGUGUUCCGCAGAACAGGGCAGAGAAGUAUCUGCCUAACUUGCCGGUGAUAGAUCACCAAGGCAUGAGCAAAGGACGCAUGCGAGAAGUGGAGUGUUGGCACAGCUUUCUUGAGACGCUUAGUUCGUGGUUGGCUUUGCAAGACGAGGCCUACGUGAGAGAACUUCAGUUCUGCGUGAAGACCAAGCAUGAGAUUGAUCAGGCGAGUUUGGCGGCAGAUGUUGCUGCUAGGAGCGCGAAGCUCUUCUACUACUUGACUCAGUCCCUUGCCAAGUGGGAGAGAGGCCUGGAGCUUCUCCGGUCUUGCUCGAAGAGACAGGCUCAGAGUGCCACUGGGUACGAGGUGGUUCGGACGAUCAAUGCUCAGUAUAGCAUUGUGUCCAGAAUGGAAGCAGUUGUUGUUCGAGAGCACUGCUUGAAGUUGCACCAAGAGUGCAAGAACAUUCGCCAACCCACCGACGUGAUCAGGCACCUUGAAGAUGAGUUCUCUAGAGCGGAGUCAAAGUUGACCAAUUUCGCAGAGCUGAAGCUGUCUGAAGCAGAUAAGUGCAGUGUUCUUCUGCAGGCCCUUGGGCCUCAGGUCCGUCAGUAUGUUUUGCUCCAUGGGAGCUCUUCUGACUGGAAGGCUCUCACGAAGAGCCUCACGUACUAUGAGGAACAGCUGCGUCUGUGUGAGGAUUGCUGGAAGUGGAAGAGAGAGCAGAAGAGUGGAGAGACGCCGAAAGGCAAAGGAAAGGGCGACAAAGGACCUGGAAAGGGCAAAGACACGCCUAAAGGAAAGGGAGAUCAGCCGAAAGGACCUCCUGACCCCAAGGGCAAGGGCAAAGGAAAAGAUCAGAAGGGAAAGCCUCACAAGAAGAAAAAGCCGAAAGGUAAAGGAAAGCACGGUGCAAUGGACGGAGAGGAGAGCGAGCCCGAGUCUGAAGCCGGAUCGGCCACGAGAAGUCAGUCGGUCAUGGCCCUGCGGCUCGGCUCUUGGACCUUUUCGAGACCUGAUCGAGCGCUGAGCCCACUUGGGGGCCGCGGGGUUUUUGAGAAGAAGUCUGAGAGUAGCGUUUCACCUUCUGAGAAGGGUGAGUGCAACUUUCUUCCUGCCGCGUCGAAGUAUGAGGCUGCUAGGAUCUGUUCUCAGCAUGGUGUGGACCCUAGAGAUCUGUGGCUUGUCGAUUCGGGGGCGACGUGUCACGUCGUCGCUCGUGAGUUCCUUAGCUCCUUUCGUGUCGUGAAGCAGCAUAGCCAGAAGCCUGUCCUGUACAACGCGUCUAGCGAUGAGAUUCCUGUGCAUGGCCUCGUUGACCUCGAGGUACAAUUCGGGAAUCUGAAUUUAGUUCUUGAAGAAGUGGUGGUAGCUGAUGUUGCCUUUAAUGCUUUGAGUCCUUGGUCGGCCUGCGAGAGAGGUUGGAGCACGCAUUUGUUCAAGAACGGGGCACGGAUGUUUCGAGGGAAGCGGUCUGUGAGACUUUUGGCCGCGAAUCGGGCUUGGUGGGCGGUUUCGGGGCAACGUCUGAAAGCCCAGAAGCCCAAGAAGGCUGCGGAAGACAUGGAACUCGAUAGGGAAGCAAAGGAAGAGAAAGAAGAGGCAGGAACCUUAGCAUCUGGAGCGCCUUUGGAGGCACCGCCGG
This is a messenger RNA of Symbiodinium necroappetens, 1858 nucleotides long. NCBI's taxonomy places the organism in Eukaryota, Dinophyceae, Suessiales, Symbiodiniaceae. The record is from the annotation of a GenBank genome assembly.